AUGAAAGAUCCAAAUUAUAAAGAUACUAAAGUUUCAUUGUCAAAAUCCAAAGAAUUCUUUAUACAUUAUCAGUUGUUGAUGUGGAAAAAUUUCUUACUUCGUAAACGACGCCCUUGGUUUCUCUUAGCUGAAAUCUUAGUCCCUUUGAUGAUCCCGAUUAUUUUAGUUGGAAUGAGAACUGAAUCACCACCAGUAAAUGAGAACACGUGCCAUGUUCGUUCAGUAAAUCUUCCAACAAUGGGUUUAUUCAGUUAUCUACAGUCCAUUGUUUGUAAUUUCCUUUAUCGUUGUCAUUCUAUAGAUCCUGAUAGCACUUCUCAACAGUAUAAUUAUACUGUGUUUGGUAAUUUACUUGAGAAUAUUUCUAGUAUUGUUGAAGAUUUGUUGACCGAAAAUGUAACAAAAGAUUUUCAACAUUAUAAUAUUUCAAAUUUUUUAAAAUUUAUGAAUAAUUCCAAUAGUCAAUCAUUAAAACAAUUAAAAUUUAUUCUAUUCAAUAUUCAACAAAUUUAUCAAGAUAUUUUCAAUGAAUUAAUUUAUGAGAAUGAUAAUACAAAUGAAAGUAAUAAUCAUCAUCAUAAUGAUAAUAAUCGAUUAAAUGAAUUACAUAAUAAAACAAUCAAUUUUGGUAUAUUUAAUAUAACAAUCAAACAAAUUUAUUGGUUAUCAACUAUAUCCCGAUUUAUAUGCGGUACAAAAACAUCACAUUUAAAUGAUAUUGGCCAAUUAAUGGAAUUCAUUAAAGAUAUUGAUUUUACUAAUUUAUUUGAUAUAGAAAAAAAAUUAACCCGAAUUCAACGUUCAUUACCAUUAAUAACAACAAUGAAUUCUAUGAAUUCUAUCAAUAAUAAUUAUAAAAUUAAUUGUUUUUCAUUACAAAAAUUAUUACAUAAUAAAUUAUUUAUACAAUAUACCGGACGUAUAAGAUUUUUAUUAAAUGGUUAUAUAUUUUAUUAUCCUGUAAAUCAAUGGACAAAUGAAAUCAUGUAUAGAGCAAUGGAACCACAACGUUUAUUAUUAUUCUUUAAAAAUACACUAAAACAAUAUCAAUUACAUACUAAACCAAUUUUAAAUUAUUAUUUAUCCAAUACAUCAUUAUUAAUACAAGUUAGACAUUUAUUAAAUCUUUGUAUAUUACAUUCUAAUACGCAUAAUAAUACAGUAUUACAUAAUACUAUAAGAAAUAUGUGUAUAAAGGGAUUAUAUUGGUUAAGUCCUGAAAUAAACAAUUAUACAAAUCAAACAAAUGAUCUAUUAAAUAAACCAAUUAUUUUUAAUCAAAUUAAUAAUAUCAUUGAUAUUAUGAUACAAUUAUUAGAUUGUUUUCCUUUAGCAACAAAUAUAUACGGUGUAAAUAAUGAGACAAAUUUUAAUUUAUUUAUGGAUUUAUUUAAAUCACAAGUACAUCCAAUUGUUCAAGGUAUUAUAUUUAAUAAUACAAUAUUUUCAUCAAUUAAUCAUAAUAAUUAUACAUUGGAUAUGUUAAAAAAUUCAUCAACUAUAGUAACAAUACGUCAAAGUUCGUAUCUUAUAGAUGAUACAAAUAAUUAUAAAGUAUUAGAUCAUACAUGGCAUCCAGGACCACGUAAUAAUGUAAAUGAUGGUGAUACAAAAUAUUUUACAAGUGGUUUUUUAGAUAUACAAGAUUUAAUUAGUAAUGCAAUUAUAGAAAUAUCUAAUAAUUUACCAGAACGUAUUCAACGUUUAAAUAAUUCAUGGAAUAUAUGGAAUACAUCUUCAUCUUCAUCAUCAUCAUCAUCAUCAUCAUCUUCAUCAUCAUCAUCAUCAUCAUCAUCUUCAUCAUCAUCAUCAUCAUCUUCAUCAUCAUCAUCAUCAUCAUCAUCAAUGGAUUUAUUGAUUGGUAAACAAAUGAAAUUUUUUCCAACAACAUGUUAUAUAAAUGAUAAAUUUUUAUAUAAAAUAACAAAAUUAUUACCACAAUUAUUAAUUCUAACAUGGAUAUUAACAGCAAUGUUAUUAACAAAAUAUAUUGUAGAAGAAAAAGAAUUAUAUAUUAAAGAAUUUACUAAAAUUAUGGGUUUUACUAAUAUUAUACAUUGGUUUAGUUGGUUUAGUAGUACAUUUAUAGUUGUAUUACCUAUUACUAUCAUUAUUACAAUUAUACUAAAAUAUGGUAAUAUUAUUAUAUUAAGUAAUAUAUUUAUUAUAUUUUUAUUAUUUCUAUCUUAUAUUAUAUCAAUUAUUAUGUUUUGUUUUUUAUGUUCAAUAUUUUUUUAUAAAGCUAAUUUAAGUGCUAUUAUAACUGGUUUAUUUUAUUUUAUAUUAUAUAUACCAUUGCCAAUUAUAUUAAUGAAUGAAAAAUGGAUUACAGAAGAAUUAAUUAUAUUUACUUCAUUAUCAAAUCAAGUAGCAUUUUGUUUAGGUUUAUAUUCAAUAUUAAGAUCAGAAUCACAAGGUUUUGGUACACAAUGGAAUAAUAUAUGGCAUAUUAAAUUAAGUGAUUCAUUAUAUUCACCUGGUAAAUGUAUACUGAUGUUAUGGAUUGAUUCUAUAUUAUAUUUAUGUAUAACAUUAUUAAUAGAAUGGAUUAUAUCAAAUAACCAUUAUAUAUAUCAAUUAUUCUAUUCAAGAAUUAAAUAUCAAAACUGGAAAAUAAUCAAAAAGAAUCAUGAAAAGAAUCCUAUCAAUUCAGUGAAUAAUAAUGAUAAUAAUGUUUAUGAAGAAAAUGGGAAAUUUCCAUUAUGUAUAGAAUCGAAUACAGAAUGUUUACCAAUUAGUAUAUCUGUAAAUAAUAUUAGUAAAAUUUAUAUUAAAAAUAAUAAACCAGCAUUAAAUCAAUUAACUAUGGAUUUUUAUACAAAUCAAAUUACAUCAUUAUUAGGACAUAAUGGAUCAGGUAAAUCGACAUUAAUAUCCAUUUUAACUGGUAUACAUAAACCAUCCAAUGGUACAGCAUAUAUUUGUGGUUAUAAUAUAUAUAAUCAAAUGAAUAUAAUACGUACUAAUUUAGGUUAUUGUCCACAACAUAAUAUAUUAUUUGAUUAUUUUACAGUUAUUGAACAUAUAAAAUUUUAUGCUAAAUUAAAAGGUUUUAAUAAUGAACAAAUGAAUAAAGAAAUUCAAUAUUUUAUAAAAUUAUUAAAUUUAAAUAAUAAACUUAAUGAUCAAGUAAAAUAUUUAUCUGGUGGACAAAAACGUAAAUUAUCUAUAGCUAUAGCAUUUAUUGGUCAUUCAUCAAUUAUAUUAUUAGAUGAACCAACUACUGGUAUUGAUCCAUAUUCACGUAGAUCAAUAUGGGAUUUAAUUAUUAAAAUGAAAUUAAAUAAAACAAUUAUUAUAACAACACAUCAUAUGGAUGAAGCAGAUAUUUUAGGUGAUCGUAUAGCUAUUAUAUCACAAGGUCAAUUAAAAUGUUAUGGUUCUAGUUUAUAUUUAAAAUCAAUAUAUAAUCAAGGUUAUUAUUUAAUAUUAGAACGUCAUAAUCAAUCUAUAAAUAAUGAUUCUAUAGAAAGUUAUCAUAAUAAUGAUAUAUUAAUUAAUGAAACUAUUAAUUAUAUAAUUAAUUAUUUAAAACAAUAUAUUAAUGAUAUAAAUUUAAUUGAUUUUAAUCAAAAUGAAUUCAUAUUUCGUAUUCCAAUCCAUAAUGUUAUUGAUAAUUCAUUAAGUCAAUUAUUGAAACAAUUUGAAAAUCAACAAUCUAAUAAUAAUGAUCAAAUGAAAUUACCUAUUGAAUUAAUAACACAUGGUAUAAUUAGUUAUGGAUUAAUGGAUACUUCAUUAGAGGAAAUAUUUCUUAGUAUAGCAGAUGAUCCUGCAAUGUUAUCAAAGAAUUCAAAUAAUCCAUCAUGUGAUAAUAUUACAAUAACUAAUAAUCAAAAUGAUAAUCAAUAUGAAAUCGAUAAAAAUCAAAUCAAUACAUCAAUGAAUCGAAUACAAGAACAACAACAACAGCCAGAAAUGUUAACUGAUACUAAAUUACAUGAAUCUCAUUCAACAGAUAUAGGCCAAAUUUCAUCAUCAUCAUCAUCAUCAACAACAACAUUAUUACGUCAUCUUAAUCGUAAACAUGAUUAUAAAAUAAAUAAACUAAAACAAUCUAAUGAUAUAACAAAUAAUAAAUCAAUAUUAAAUGAAAAUAUCCCAUUGCUACAACCUAAUAUAAAACAACAAAUGAAAGCAAUGUUUAUAAAACGUUUUCAUUAUUUUAAACGAUCUAAAUUAAGUAUAUUUAUUGAAUUUAUAUUACCUAUAUGUGUACUUAUUUUAGCAUUAAAAUCAUCACAAUUUUUUAUUCAAACAACAUCCUAUCAACCAAUGAUUAUAACACCAUGGCUUAUGAUAAAUGAUAAAAAUAAAUUACCAUUAAAUACAUUUUAUGAAAAUAAUUUAUAUGAAUUAAAUGAUCCAAUUGAAAAUGUAAUGAAUCAAUCACAAUUAUUUAAAUCUAUAUUAAAUAUAGGAUGGAAUUAUGAGAAUGCAUUAAAAAAACCAUUAGGAUGGACUGGUCUAGGUUGUUUAUCUAAAGAAACAUUAAAAAAUAUCAAUGGAUAUUAUAAAAUAUAUGAUCAAUGUAAUUUAUCUAAUAUAAAAAUAAUGAAAAAUGAUUUAACUUAUAAUGAAAUGAAAUAUAUACGUUCUAUUCAAUCUAUUGAUUGUUCAUGUAAUUUAUCAUGUUCUAUAAAUAGUUAUACAUCUCCUUAUCAACAACCAAGUUUUAGAAUUUUACCAACUAAAGAUAUUUUCUAUAAUUUAACAUCAUUUAAAGUAUCAAAUUAUUUAAUGAAUACACAACAUCAAUAUAUAAGACAAAGAUAUGGUGGUUUAAGUUAUCAUACAUUAAAUUAUCCAUCAUUUCGUAAAAUUUCUAAAUAUUUAUUAAAUUCAAAUAAUUUAUUAAUAAAUUUAUUAACUAAUACUACUAGUAUCUAUGAUAUACAUAAUAAUUUAACUAAAAAAGAUACUUUUUGGAUUGAUUUAAUAACAUUUUUACGUUUAUCAUUACCAUCUAUAUCAUAUUUACGUAUAUGGUUUAAUAAUAAAGGUUAUGUAUCUGGUCCAGCUUAUUUAAAUUCAUUACAUAAUUUACAAUUAAAUAUGUUAUUAAAUAAUUAUACAAAUUUAACUAAUAUUAUAUUUAUUAAUUAUCCAUUAUCAUUAUCAAAUCAAAAUAUUCAUAGUUUAGGUUUAUCUAAAGAAUUAUUAAUUGAUUUAACAUUAUCAUUAUUUACAUUACUUAGUUUAUCACUUAUACCAGCUAGUUUUAUAUCAUUUUUAGUCAAAGAAAAUAAUAUUGAUUCAAAACAUUUACAAAUUGUAUCUGGUUUAAAACCAAUUAUUUAUUGGUUAACAUCUUAUUUAUGGGAUAUUAUGAAUUAUAUUAUAUGUGGUUUAUUAUGUAUUAUUAUAUUUAUUAUAUUUGAAAAAUUAGCCUAUAUACAUUCAGAUGUCAUAUAUGCAUUUAUUUUAUUAAUUUUAUUAUAUGGUAUAGCUAUUAUACCAAUGUUAUAUAUGACAACAUAUUUUAUUACAUCAUCAAGUACAUCAUUAGUAAUAUUAUCUAUAUUUAAUUUGCUAAUUGGUUCUAUUACAUGUAUGUGUACCCUCAUAUUAGAUGAUUUUUCUAAAAAUAAUCUCUUAUUAGAAAUAAUUAAUAAUAUAUUAAAAUAUAUAUUUACUAUAUUUCCACAAUAUUGUUUAAGUCGUGGUUUAUUUGAUUUAGCUAAACGUUAUUAUAUUAUGAAUACUAUUAAACAAUAUACAACAGAUAUCAAGAAAUCAUCAUCAUCAUCAUCAUCAUUAUCAUGGAUAGAUUAUAAUACAAAUCCAUUUCAUUGGAAUCUACUUGAAAAUAAAUUUUUUAUACAAUCAAUUAAAUAUUAUUUUUAUAUUAAUUAUCCAAAAUUAUUAAUUAAACAUCAUAUGUUAUUAAUGAAAAAACUUAAUCAAAUGAAAUCGAAUCAUAAUGUUAAUGAUAAUGAUCAAAGUAAUCAUAUUAAUCAAUCAAUGAUUGAUAAUAAUGAGGAGGAUAAAGAGAAUAAUUCAGAAGAUGAAGAUGUACAUGCUGAAAGAUUACGUAUUUCAAAGGCUGACAAAGAAGGUUAUAUCAAUUCUCUAUGCUCAGUUGCAGUUAUUAAUUUAACUAAAUUUUUCCCUCGGAAGAAGAAACCAUCUGUUAAUCGUUUAACAUUUGGAGUUCGUCCAGGAGAAUGUUUUGGAUUACUUGGAGUAAAUGGAGCAGGUAAAACUACCACAUUUAAUAUGAUUACUGGUAAACUACAUCCAUCCAUGGGAACUGUAUAUGUCAAUGGAUUCAAUGUAGUUACACAAACUAAGAAUGCAUUGAAAAAUCUAGGAUAUUGUCCACAAUUUGAUGCUGUUCAUGAUCUUUUAACUGGUAGAGAAACACUUACUUUAUAUGCUCGUUUACGUGGUUUUCCUGAAAAACAAAUUUCUACAACUGUCAAUGAAUUAUUACAAAAUAUGGGUUUAUUACCAUAUGCCGAUCGUAUUACAUCAGUUUAUUCAGGUGGUAAUCGUAGAAAAUUAUCAACUGCAAUUGCUAUAAUUGGUAAACCACAAGUUAUAUUACUUGAUGAACCAACUAGUGGAAUGGAUCCAAUUGGUAAACGUUUUAUGUGGGAUCAAAUUAUAUCACUUAUUAAAGAUGGUCGAUCUAUUAUAUUAACAACUCAUAGUAUGGAAGAAUGUGAAGCAUUAUGUCAAUCAAUUGGUAUUAUGAUUAAUGGACAAUUAAAAUGUUUUGGUAGUAUACAACAUUUAAAAAAUCGUUAUGGUAAUGGUUAUCAUGUUGAAAUACGUUUAAAUCACUUAGUAACAAUUGAACAAAUUAAUCAAUUAAAAAUAAAUUUAAUAAAAAAUUUCCUCAUUCAAUAUUAAAUGAAUUACAAUCGCAU
Schistosoma mattheei is the source of this 6875-nucleotide messenger RNA. The record is from the annotation of a GenBank genome assembly. NCBI's taxonomy places the organism in Eukaryota, Metazoa, Platyhelminthes, Trematoda, Strigeidida, Schistosomatidae.